AUGGCGGCGCGCAUGUCCGACCCCGUCGCGGAGGCUCGUGCAGCUUCGCGCCGCCUCAUCGUCCAGCACAACUUGGACGAGCAGGGCGGGUCUAUGCUCUUCGAAUUUAUGAUGAGCUGCAUGGCCGAUCAACUUUCCGCUAUGUUCUCACUCAGCCUGAAGACCCAAACGACGCUGGCGGCUCAACAGCGCGAGAUCGAUGGUCUCACGUCAGCUUUGGCCGACGUCGCAGUGAAACUCGCCGAGAACUUCAAGCUUUCUGACCGUCAGAAGCGGAGCCUCCGGGAGGCCGUCUCUCACUUCCUCGCCCACCCUUUGCUCGGUCAUACGGGCAGGUUCUUACUGUCGCGCCUUGAUUGCCUGAGCUCUGUCACGGACCGCGCUAUGAGCUUGCCGCAGUUCACAAUCAACACCGUCGAGGAUUUGGUUGUCGGCGACAAGGAGACCGCGAAGCACUCGGAUCUGAUACAGGGCCACUUUGCCCACCGUGCUGGCGAAGAUACCUGGUCGCGCGAGCGCAUCCUCGAGGACCUAUCCGAGUUCCCGCCGCCGACACCGGCCCUUUUUGAGCUGUCUAACUUCCAACUUCCCCUCGUCGCGCCGGCUGUGAUACCUCAUCCUCCCGCGCCUGCACCUGUCGGUCCUCCGGGGCCAUUGGCGAACGCCAUGGCAGCACUCCCACCCCUGCAGAUAACACCGGAAGCUUUCAGUGCUGAGGAGGACGAGGAGGUAGAUGAUGCUCCCUACCAGUAA
Messenger RNA from Peniophora sp. CBMAI 1063, 753 nucleotides. The record is from the annotation of a GenBank genome assembly. NCBI's taxonomy places the organism in Eukaryota, Fungi, Basidiomycota, Agaricomycetes, Russulales, Peniophoraceae.